Messenger RNA from Nothobranchius furzeri (turquoise killifish), 6771 nucleotides. It is a transcript of the gene cdin1, whose product is annotated as CDAN1 interacting nuclease 1. Lineage: Eukaryota; Metazoa; Chordata; Actinopteri; Cyprinodontiformes; Nothobranchiidae. Gene Ontology annotation, biological process: erythrocyte differentiation. Gene Ontology annotation, cellular component: nucleus; cytoplasm. The record is from RefSeq and is a predicted model, not a curated record.
GAAUUCUCAUCUUUAACUUCCUAGCGGGAAGUAGUUGCAUUAGUAGCUGUGCUCAGACGGAAAUUCAGAUCCGGAAGAAAAUUAAAGUAUGAGGCUGUCUCGUGCCGAAUACAAAGAGAUAGUUAGAUGGACCGAUCAUUUGAGACCUACACGGCAGUGUAUGAAGAUGCUGAAGGACAGAUUUCCUCAUCACUCGCAGUCCACUCUUCUGAGCAUCUUCUCCCUGGAGUACCAGAAACGCAUCAAAAGAACCAUUUCAAUGCAUCGUUCUCCUGCUGAUGUUGAAAGAUACUUCCAAAGGUAUCUGAGUGAAGCCGAGGCUCGUCCUACAGCUCCUGUCCUGCUAGAGUUGGCCAAUGAGAUGGAUCUGUCUCCUGCUCUGAUGGCUCGUAUUAUCUUGGACAGGUUCCUUCAGGACGUGGACGGUGGAAUCCCCUCCAAAACGGUCCUCAACAGCAUGCUAAAGGAGCCAUCUUUAAUCCCAGACCAAAUACUGGCAAACAAUAUCUACCAAUGCACAAUAAACGACUGCUGUUAUGGACCGCUGGUAGACUGCAUCAAACAUGCCAUUGGACAAGAACAUGAAGUUCUGCUUCGUGACAAACUGAAGGAGCAAAAUCUGUCUUUUCUGGAUGAAAACCAACUGAGAACCAUGGGCUAUGACAAAACUCCUGAUAUUAUCUUGGAAGUUCCUGUUGCCGUGGAAGGACACAUCGUACAUUGGAUUGAGAGCAAGGCCUCCUUUGGAGACGAUCACAGCCAUCGGACUUACCUCAACGAGCAGUUCUGGAGCUACUGGAACAGGUUUGGCCCUGGCCUUGUGAUCUACUGGUACGGUUUUAUUGGCGAGCUGGACUGCCAGAGAGACAGGGGUAUCCUACUCAAAGACUGCUUCCCCACAGACAUCGUCACCUUGUGUCAUGCCACCCAGCAGGAGCGAACACCAGAGGCCCCGAAAGAGGACAAAGAGUGGAAAAAAGGGAUCCGAAGAGUAGCAGAUGAAAAACCGGGAAAAAAACUGAACGUCUGAAUGGGAGGAAAGGGAGAGAGCAACAAGGAGGUGGGAAGGUUAGAAACACUGAACUAUGUAAGGGUGGAUUCCUGCUAUGGAUCCGGAAGCAAUUUGGCUUUCCUGCGGCGUGAUAACAGCUGGCAACAAAACUGCCCUGAACUCCACCUGACCCUCUUUCUUCGUCUGUAUCUCACGUUCUUCCUGUAAUUCACCACACCAAAGCAGCCUCGAGUAAACACACAGCAGCAUAUCUGACGGCACGGCCAGACGCCGCUCGUGGUCAACACCUGGCCCUUGGAUGGCCUCUCGCUGUAGAUGGCCAUGGUGCUCGUCAGGACCGAAGCAGGACAUAAGACCCUUACUUAUCACACCCAAAGCCCUGGCCUUUGUCACUCCUUCCUCCUCUGCUCCAUUGGCAGAUAAGAGAGGUGCGGUCUAGAGGAUCGGUGGACGCCUGUCUCUCACCUGCGUCACUCAGUGCCCUCUCAGUCUCUCUACAGGGGGGUAAACAGGAUCAUUUCUGAUUAGGAUGCCCUCCCAGUGACCUUUUCUCCUUGUUUUUUUUUUUUACAGUGGUUUAAAGCACUCUUUAUAUUUACACUGUAACAAAGUCUACAGUUUAUUAUAAUUGAAGUCAUUUUGUUUCUAACCUCAUUAUUGAAAGAUGUUUAAUUUCUAAUUCAACAGUUGCAUACAUUUUUUAUAAAUAUGGCAUUUUCUUGUGAUAAAGGGAUUAUUUUAAGAAAACGCGACAUUCCCAACAGUUCAAGCACUGAUACCUGAGAAAAUGUAAAACCAAUCCACCAAACUCCUGCAAAUGUUAAUAAUUAUGAUAAAUCAGAACAUGACAUUCAGGAACUUUGCUUAUUGUGCUAAAUUUGACAUUUAAAUAUACUUAUUUGUGGUGUUGAGCCAUAAAAAGCUUAAAAAUACAUAAAACACAAAUGUAUUUGCUAUUGAAUCUGUUAAUAAGAUGAAAACAUGGUGAUAUCACAAUGAAUUUAAAAAGCUAAAUGUCUUUUACACAAUUUGUCAUUUUCAUGUAUUAAGGAAGGGAUUUCUCUUAUUGUGUAGGUUUUUUUUCUCUGUUUUAAUGCUUUAAUAAAUAUUUCAUCAGAUUAUCCCAUAUAUAUAUAUAUAUAUAUAUAUAUAUAUAUAUAUAUAUAUAUAUAUAUAUAUUCUUGCCCUCCAGAAUUAACACAAUAAACUUUAUGUACUUCUUUAGCCGUGAGGGGCUCACCGGUACAAGGAAACACCUUAUUGCCAUGUAAAGGCGCAGGACUAUCUUGUGGUCGUCUGUUGCUCAUCUUUAUAACCCCAGCACAUUUUAUGAGGAGAUACUAAUGGAAGAAACACAGCUGAGCUCGGGGAACCAAAACAUAAAGUUGAGUGAUGCUUUUAGAGUCCAAUAUGCACUCCCGAUAGGAGGUCCCUGUCCUCUUCUUUAUAGUGCACAAAACGAUAAGAGGAAAGAAAGUGUAAAGGUGGAGAUCCUCGUAGAGAGGAAUCAUUUUUUCCUUAUUCUAAAUAAAAUCUAAUAUGAAAAAUUCUGUUUAUUUUUGUCUUAUUUUGGCAUCAUUGCUGCAAAGUCUUUCAUGCCAAGAUGCAACUGUUUGGUAACCGGCCUAAUCUUUUGGUUGCAGAGUAAAAAAAAGUUCUUGCUUUUCUCUUGGACUGUUCUUGCAGUUAGAGAGAUAUGGCAUGUGGGGGUUAAAUACCACUAAAGUGUUGCUUGAUUUGUUACCCUUAAACCUCUAACCCUCAGCCGGCUCCCUUCUAGGCCUUGAUCCCACCGUGAGCAGGCCACUGGGUCACCACGAGGUCGCCAGGCAGCAAUGCCUUCCUCUGUCGUCCUUGCCGCCCCCUCACCUCGCCCCAUGUGGUACAAAACAACUGUCCCCAUGUGUCCAGUUAAACCCAGUCCUAAUGCCUGAUCGUGGUAUGCUUAGACAUCAUUUUAUGACUCCUGUUGGACAUGAGAAAACAGAGCGGUUUUACACGGGGAGGGAACAUUCUCCAUUGAACAAGAGCAGAAUAAAUGGAAAACAGCAGAUUCAGUUCCUCCUAAGUUUCAACCUUCCUGCCAUUGUUUUCCAAGAUGGCUGUUGCACAAAGGAGGAGCCAGGGUCAAAUCCUAUAAAUUAGGUUGUGCAACACAAUGUGGACUAAAUACAGCUUUUUUAAAAUCCACAUCAAAGGCGAGUGCUGGCAUCAACAUAAGCUGAAAAGAUUUCCAUGAUGUAAAUAGAAAUGUUAAAAAAAACUGCUUCCAUCUGAUUAUUUUUAAAAGCCAGACAUCUUUAUUUAGUGUUUUCCUCGUCUGUGUCUUCCACCGCUUUUAGAUGCAUUGUUCUUGUCAGAACAAUAACAGUAAGGUUAUAGAGUGCUUUCCAUAUACGGCUGAAUUGGGGAGGCUGCUUCCUGGGGCUGUGAACACCCGGGAUCCGAAGAAGCAACCAGAACAUAGCUUGCAGCAGUAGAUCGUGGUCAUCUGAGUGUGACAGAAAAAUUGGCAGAAUUAAGGAAUUCCUGUUGCGAUGUUAACUUCAAAUAGCAUUCAGUCGAUGACAAUUAAUUGAAGUUUUCACAAUUCCUCUGUGAGGAAUUUCAGUAUUGUAACAAAAACUAAUAAAUUACAUUAGUGAACAAUUAUACAAACUCCCUCAUCUUAAAUGUCCACAGCUCAUUUAGACACUUUAUUUUUUUGGGUACAACAGAAAAGAAGCAGAGGAUCCUAUUGAAAGUUGACCUAGCUACUUCAGACUAUCAUGUAGAAGAUGAAAGAUCUGCCCCUUUGUACAAACAUUUCCAUGCAGGGAGGAGCCACGUGCUACUAGCCUGGCAAGUCAAGACUAAAUAAAUAAUGCUCCAAUGACAGAUCUCGGUUGCGGGGCGGGUUCUACCAUUGUCGUUCAAUUUCCGCAUGCUACUGGGCAAUGAACAACGUGACGAAAAUACAUAAUAGGUGACUAGCCUAGUGAACUAGACCAAAUUCUUGCUUUGCAAAGUUUGGUCAAGAACGCUCCAUUGGGACCUCUGCAGACUCUAGCCACAUUCCGGCUGGCCAAUCAUAGAUCGCUAUAGGGGAUUCAAACACAUAAAGCACUGUGAUUGGUCCAUAAUGGUGGGCCAAUCACAGCGCUUUAUCCGCUUAGUUGGCCAAUCAGGGCUUUCUAUUUGUCUAGUGGGCAGAAUGAUGCAACAGAGAGGAAAAAUAUGGUGACAGGUUGUUUGAAAUGUUUUUACAUUAAUUUUGGACUAUUUAGACUUGGGUUUUAUUAGAAUCAGGAGCAGAUAGAUGUAUUUAAGUUCUUUUUUUUAGUAAAAAGGAUGUAUUUUAACCUGCUUCAACAGCGGACCGCCUCGUUUACCGACUUCCGUUGCAGUUAGUACGCCACGUUGUUUAUUGUCCACUAGCAUGCAAAGAUCGUUGGAAAGAAAACGGUAGAACUCGCCACACAACCAAGAGCUGUCCAUGGAAUGUUGUCAGACUAAAUAUUGUAUUUAUUUAGUCUGGCUUGCCAGGGUACUCAAAAACAUCUAUCUGAUUCUAAUAAAGCCCAAGUCCAAAUAGUCCAAAACUUUGGUAAAAGCCUUUUCAAACAAGCUGUUGCCAUCCUGUUCCACUUUGUUGCAUCAUUCUGUCCACCAAACUAAUAGAGCGCCUGGAUUGGCCCAUAAAGCUGAUUGAGCACUGUGAUUAGCCCACCAGUGUGGACCAAUUGCAGCUCUCUAUUGGUUUGAAAUCCCAAAAGAGAACUGUGAUUGGCCAUCCAGAAUGAUGCUAGGGGCCGUUCCAAUGGACUCACAUAAUUUGUGCUUUAAUACUUAAUAUGGCAAGCCAGUUUUGUAAUUUCUGGUCAUCAUUAAAUAAUUUUCCCACACCCAGAUUAACAUUAGCUGAAAUUUGGUGUGAUGUUUCAUAAUGUAUGCUUUUAGUAUUUUCACAUGUCACUUGGAUCUGUAUUUGGAUUUUGCGUGGAGUUAAGCUUGACAAAAUAUUUUUGUCGUUUCUUUUGUCACAAAUAUAUUUUUGAAAACAAAAGUGAAACGAAAAAAUGUGCAUGAAGACUAAAACUAUCAAUUACUAAAGUUCAAUCAGAAGACAGGAAGUAUUUCCCUUUGAACAUCUUAGGUGUGUUCUUGCUGUGUCGUAUUUCUAAUUCCAUGCUGUAGUUCUUUUUUAAAACACAGAACAGUUUUGUUACCUGUUUUCCCGCUAUGUUUCGUUUGCGGCUGCAAACUUCCUCAGGCUGAUGCGUAAAAAGUCUUGAAUUUUGACAAAUGGGUCUUAACAUUUGUGCUGUAUGUAAAUUCUCCGUACUGUAUUUGUCCUCUAAAGUUUCAUUUAUCAACCAUAAUCAUUUUUAUUAAAUAAUGUAGCAUGAAUAAAGAAUGGCGGAACCAAUAAUUGAGAAUGCAGCGCAGCCUCCAGUCAAAUUACUCCGAACAAGUUCAGCUCCCACGCUACAGCAGCGAUAAACGGUAAACAACACGGGCCACACACACCUCCAGCACGAGAAAUGCGCAAAAUCUCAGCAGACCAUGAGAAAGGUUGACUGACGCCUAGGGCUGGGUGACAGAACACUGGACCUCUUUGGAACCGAGUGAAAACAUUUGGUAGGUACUGAUAUCAGACAAAAAGUAUUAAAAUGUCCCAACAUGCCACUGUGGGUCACAUGACUGAUCCCAAGUCACGUUAAGAGUGGAGGAGACUCAUCUCCUUUCACCAACACUUCUCUGCAGUUUGCAGAUGAAAAUGCAAAAAAAUACUAAAACGUUUGGGCAGUGGCAGUUUUACCAUUAGGCAUAGGUCGGCGGCCGCCUGGGGCUCCCUUAUGUUGGGGGGCCCCCUAGCCCUGACUGCUGGCACCCCUCUGUUAAUGCCACAAUGGACUAUUCCUUUAAGAUGGCGAUACACAAACAGGAAGUGAUUGGUAGUCAUUCCACUCUAAUCCAGUUGGUGGCAGUAAUGCACCAAAUUGUUGUUUGCCAAGUGCCAUAAGACCACAAAUAAGAAGACGAAGAGAAAGCAGAAAAAGAAAAAAAGAGGCUGGAGCAUUUGUAACAAACUCGAAGCGGUAGUCAAAACAUUAAGCAUGAAAUGGAGUUAUCCUAGUUAUCCAAUUAGAGAAAGAAGCAGCUUGCUUUAAAAAAGCUUUUAUCUUCACUUCCAAAAGUGACGUCGUUUUUCAAUGUGAACAUCAAAAGGAGGCAGAAAAGGAAAGAUGAUGGAAAAUGUUAAAGGGAGGAAAACAUAGACCAAAAUGGAAAAUAGAAGAAAAUAAAGAAAGGCAAAAGCACAGAAGCACUGACAUGAAGAAGAAAGCAGAGCAAAUAUUGAAGGCACUCAAGGGGAGAGAAAGACAGGAAAAAAGAGGAGGACUAAUAUAAAGUGAAAACGACUCAGGUCAGAAGAGGGUAGAGUUUUGCUAAUCCAGUUAAAGAUAAGAUUGUCUAAAAUUUUGUGUAAGGGGGCCCCAUGUCUGUGUUCGCUUUGGGCCCCCAAAUAGCUAAAUCCGCCACUGUGUUUGGGUGCAUUUCGCUAAAGUAAGCAGCAGCUAAAUGCAACACCAGCGAGAAGAUUUGUGCCGUGAAAAUCAGAAAUAGCAGCAAUUUUACAAAACACCUCGACAUGCAGGGCAUCAUCUCGAAAGCUGGAACAUGGAAAGUCUGUGCAAAAAAGUAAACCUGAGUCCAUCACCUUCCAAAACACUGGAAUAGUCUGAGGAUGGAGGCUGAUAAAAGCAGAAAUGGGA